This is a messenger RNA of Hemicordylus capensis (graceful crag lizard), 7119 nucleotides long. It is a transcript of the gene BROX, whose product is annotated as BRO1 domain and CAAX motif containing. The coding region runs from base 521 to 1753 and encodes 410 amino acids. The record is from RefSeq and is a predicted model, not a curated record. The transcript is spliced from 13 exons. Lineage: Eukaryota; Metazoa; Chordata; Lepidosauria; Squamata; Cordylidae.
UCAUCCCGUUGUAGCGGGCAACGUUGCCGUUCCCCAUCUGCACCCGAUGCUUGCCUGGUAAAAAUGAUAGUUUGCCAUAGAAAGUAGGGAAAUCUAGGACUUUUGCUGAGCGGUGACGGGACAGCCUUGGCGGGGAAUGAUGGGAGUUGUAGUCCAACAACAGCUGGAGAGCCUCAGGUUGGCCACCUCUGUUUUAUGCCCUUGCCUGCAUUUUUCGUGGAACCCGACCUUAUGCGCUUAUACCCAUUUACUGAUUCCCAGGGGCAUAGGCUGCUGCCUUGGAUCGGGCUGUGAAGGGCCUCUCCCCCGCCCAGGCGCCAUCGCUAGCAAAGCAGGAGCCCCACCCGGUUCCUGGGAGGCCAGGAGUCGGAGCAUUUCCGCCUUGUCUCUUGCCGGAGAACACUUGAUCUGCUGGACUGCGUUGGGAGUCGGGAAGGGUCUUUCCUGGCUUAUUACCGGGGUCUUCAUCUCCUGCUUUUAGGCUUGCUGUAGAUCAGAUCCUGCAGGAAGUACUCUAGAAAUGACUCACUGGUUUCAUCGAAACCCUUUGAAGGCUACAGCUCCUGUCACAUUCAAUUACUAUGGAGUUGCCACCACUCCAGCUGCAACAAAGAUUUGCAAUGAUUUACGGUUGUCAAGGAUACGCCUCUUGGAACUUUUUACAGAUUUGAGUUGUAACCCAGAUAUGAUGAAAAAUGCAACCGAUUCCUAUUUUUCACUCUUGAAAGGUUUUAUAGUCUCACUGGAUGACUCCUCACAGGAUAGCAAGCUGAGAUACAUUCAGAAUUUUAAGUGGACAGACACCUUACAAGGACAAGUACCAAGUGCCCAGCAAGAUGCUGUGUUUGAACUAGUUUCAAUGGGAUUUAAUGUGGCUUUGUGGUAUACUAAAUAUGCAUCGAGGCUGGCUGGGAAAGAAGACAUAACAGAAGACGAAGCAAAAGAUGUUCACCGAAGUAUGAAAAUAGCAGCUGGGAUUUUCAAACACUUAAAGGAAAGCCACAUCCCCAAAUUGAUCACUCCAGUAGAAAAGGGAAGAGAUUUGGAAGCACGACUUAUAGACGCCUAUGUCGUCCAGUGCCAAGCUGAAGCACAAGAAGUGACAAUUGCCCGAGCUAUUGAGCUGAAACACAAUCCUGGCCUAAUAGCUGCUCUAGCCUAUGAAACUGCCAAUUUCUAUCAAAAAGCAGAUCAGAUGUUGUCCAGUUUGGAUCCAGCAUAUACAUUAAAGUGGCGGAAAUACCUUCAUCUGAAGUCAUGUUUCUAUAUGGCCUAUGCUUUCUGCUACCAUGGUCAAACCCUCCUGGCCAGUGAUAAAUGUGGAGAAGCUAUUAGAUCUCUACAAGAAUCAGAGAAAUUUUACACCAAGGCUGAAGCAUUGUGCAAAGAAUAUGGUGAAACCAAAGGGGCUGGGACUACAGCUAAGCCUUCUGGCCACCUCUUCUUUAGGAAAUUGGGAAGCCUGGUGAAAAAUACUUUAGAAAAAUGCCAGCGAGAGAAUGGAUUCAUCUACUUCCAGAAAAUCCCCCCAGAGGCUCCCCAGCUGGAGCUGAAGGCAAACUAUGGUUUGGUUGAGCCUGUUCCUUUUGAGUUUCCUGCUCUGCAUGCACACUGGACUCCGGAAUCCCUUGCUGCAUUUGAUCUCACCAAAAGACCCAAAGAGGACAGUGCAAAACCAAAAGAAGAAGAAGUUAAGCCUGUGAAAGAGCCAGAUAUAAAGCCUCAAAAAGACACUGGUUGCCAGAUCUCUUAAAUUCCACAAGUGCUCUGAAAUGACCCUUGUGAGCUGCAUUUUGCCAACUCUGGGGUUUUAUUGUCCAUCCCCUUAGCUGACUCUUCUGGACUUUUUCAUCCUAAUAAUGAAUUUACAAUUUUCCCUGUCCUGUAGAUAUCCUGCUUGAUUGAGAGUGUGUGGCUGCAUUUCAAAAGAAGUUUAUUACAAGUGAAGAGAAUAAAACUGGAUUGGAAAUAAGCUUAUGAUCUCAGUGUAGAAAGUGAGUGUUUAGGUGGACCAGCAAGACGUUUUAAAACGGAUGAUAGAUGCAAGGGAUGGGACAGAGGCAGAGUAGGGCUUGAAGAGUAGGAGAGACUGAACAAGAAGAAAUUCCAUGAAGGCCUUGAAGGUGCUGUGUAAAAACAGAUUUGACUGAAAUAAAUAAGACCAGGAUACCAGAGAAGUGGUACUGGAGCUACAUUUCACGUCUAGAGAGUCACAGGAGAAUCUAGCUCAUAAACCAUGUAAUGAAAUUGUAGGAGAAGAAAGUAUUGCAUCUUUUAUUUAAAUAGGAUGUUCUAAUGUAAUUGUAGCCCUGGCAGGAGCCCAACUGAUGCCAUCGUUGUACUAAAAUACUGCAAAAGAAAUGCAAGUAGGGUGAGCGUUCAAAUAAUGUUUGACCUUGAAAUCCUUUGACAGAAACAAAAUGCUUAUUUUGAGGGAGAGAGAGGUGCAUGUAUUGAGACUGGUUUGACCUGUGUGCCAUAAGAACAUGACAAAAAUAAAACUAUGGAAGAACUAUACAACUAACUGAAGUUAAAACUCUCAUAGAUGAGCAACUACGCUGUUCUGUUACGGGUGGCCAGGACAUUGGGAAAGAGUAAUGCAGAGGAGACAAAAUAGAUGAUUUAUGAGGAGGGUGGGAUGAAGCAUUUCAACUACAGGAUAAAACCUUGUGAGAUAAACUAAGUUUCCUAGAUUUGUCACGCGGGAAUGAGUACGAUCAGAAAUGGAUAUACUGAACCAAUCAAACCCAGUGCAUUAUGGGAUAGGCCAGCAAAUUUUAUAACUGAAAGAAUGAUAUUGGAGAAUAAGAACAUUGACUCUACUGUAAAUAAAGCCAAGAGUCAGAAAAGAAUGUGGUUACAUUUCUCUUUAUUCUGCCUGGGUUAAACCUCUUUGUUGGAACUUAAGCUUCUUAAUAGACAGCCUCAAGAAUUUAGUUUCAGCAUACAAAGCAAAAUAGCAAGAAGUGACCGGAGUCAUUUUUUAAAAGGGGGGUUUCUAUGUAGUUAAACACAUCUCACAAAAGAUAAUUGCACUUCUCAUAAAACUUGGUUUCCUUUCAGUUUUUCAUCUUUUUAUGAUUGAUGAUUAUUAAUUCUUAGCUGAAUUUUGAAACAAAUAAUGGGAACCUAUGUGCUUUAUGGAACUUUAUCAUGACUAGUAAGAAAUGCAGUUAAUACAUGAUUGGGAUAAUUAACACUCCAUUCUGUAUAUUUAUGAACUGAAUUUGUAUAUAUGGAUGGCAAUGUCUUCUGUAGAUUAUUUUGGCUUGCUUCCAGGACCUGUAUCGGGUGACUAUUUGAAUAAGGUUAUUUUAAUGCAGUAUGGUAUCCACUUGGUAGAAAUUCAAGUAGUUGCUUCAAGUAGUUACCAUGUCAUUUAAAAAGUUUUGUUUCAAAUGUUGAGCUGUUAAAACUUGCUAUGUGUCUGUCUCAGUGCAACUCUAAUUUUCAGUUUCAUUUAAAAUAGCCCAAAUGUGUUUGGAUGACAUUCUGCUGAUUUGCAGCAAAUUAGAUAAAAUAAUAAUGGAAAUAUGUUUGAAUGUAUGGAAACCUAUAUGAAAGUACUACAUAUAGUGAAGUCUUAUUGGGUAUAUAAAAGUCUAGAGGAUGCUCAGUAGUGACCAGUUGAGCCUCAGUAGCUUAACAGGCCUUUGAAUGUAUGGCACUAAAGAACUGUAAUUAUGUACUUGUUAGAGGCUCUGAUGAGUAACACUUUAACCUAGUUUUUUUUUAACUACUUAAUAAAAUGCAGUGAUUAAGAAGUGAUUUGUAAACAACCAAUCUAUGAGUUGAAAGAAAAUCAAUCAAGCAGCUUAGUCCUAUCCAUGUGUAUUCAAGUUAAGUCCAUUCUGGUUUCAAUGAGACUUAUUCCAUGUGAAUAUGGAGAUUGCAAGCUUAAUGUAUUUUCGCUUACAGUUAAUACCCCAGUGUUCUUGUUUCUUCUGGUACCCUUUUGUACUUCUCAUCCGCUGAGUGUUUUCACUCACUUGUACACAUGCCUUAGGUCCAGAUAUCCAGUGUUCUCAACCAAUACUUUAAGAGGCUUUAUCUGUAACUCUUUCCUGUUCUGUUUGGUCCUUCACUUUGAGGUGGUUCUUGGGCAGGGCUGCACAACUUCAGCCCUCCUGCAGAUGUUGGCCUACAAUCCCCAUAAUCCCUGGCUAUUGGUCACUGUGGCUCAGGAUUCUGGGGGUUGUAGUUCAAAAAUAGCUGGAGGGCCUAAGUUGAGCAGGCCUGUUCUAGGGCCACUGCCAGAUAUUGUGCCAAGCGCUGUGGUCAGGGUUGUGAUCACAGCUUAUUAUUUGUGGGGUGUAUUGGAUGUCCUUUAUACUCAUUAGUUCAGGGUUUCUUAACCUUGGGCCCCCAGACGUUGUUGGACUACAACUCCCAUCACCCCCAGACAUGGCCUUUAUGUCAGAGGAUGAUGAGAGUUGAAGUCCAGCAACAUUUGGGGGCCCACGGUUAAGAAACACUGCAUUAGUUCAUGGCUUUUUGAACUAGCAUCUUUUUCUUUCUUGCUGUUCGGCUUCUUUCCGCUCAUCAAUGCCUGCUGAAGUAGGAAGCCCAUUCCAUGUCCCCCUUACUAUUAAACACGUGUUACUUGGAUGUCCAUGUUUUCUAAAUGCUUGCCAAAGCUUUCUACAAACCCAGCCACUCUACUUCGUUGAGUGCUUUGCUGCUUUUCUGUAGGAAGACUAAUUCUAUCUUUAUCUGUCCAGAAGAUUUUUCUUCUAGCAUCAUUGUAGUGCAGGGCUCCAUAACAUUAGCCUUCCAGCUGUUUUUGGACUACAACUCCCAUCAUUCCCAGCCACAGUGACCAAUGGUCAGGGUUUAUUGGAGUUGUAGCCCAACAACAGCUGGAAGGCCAAAAUUGUGCAGCCCUGUCUAGUGAAGGUCGGGGAUGGAGGGUGGUACUGUAGACAUAGGAAGCUGCCAUAUACCGAUUCAGACCCAUUGAUCACUCUAGCUCAGUAUUGUCUACACAGACUGGCAGCGGCUUCCCCAAGGUUGUAGGCAAGAAUCUCUCUCCGCCCUAUCUUGGAGAUGCCAGGGAAGGAACUUAGAACCUUCUGCAUGCAAGCAUGCAAGUGCUCUUCCCAGAGCAGUCCCAUCCCCUAAAGGGAAUAUCUUAAGUGCUCACAUAUGAAGUCUCACAUUCAGAUGCAAACCAGGGAGGACCCUGCUUAGUAAAGGGGACAAUUCAUGCUUAAUUCCAUUUUAUUUGUUUGUUAUUUUUCCGUGUAAACCACCCUGAGCCAUUUUUGGAAGGGUGGUAUAGAAAUCGAAUAAAUAUUAAUACCACAAUACCAGCUCUCCUCCCACAUGAACUCAAGCAGGUGCAGACCUGAGCAGUAAGUUGGAUGGGAGACCACUACACUUUCAGCCCCAUGUAAGAAUGGAAUAAAUAAUGGUGGGGCGGGGGAGCUAAGCACACACAGAACUACACACAUGACUGAACCUAUGCAUGCUGGGGGAAACCCUACUUGGGUAAUAAGUUUUGGCAUUAAAGAAGUUUUCUUUUUCAAGCCUUGCCUGAAUGCAGGUUGAGACGUGUGUCCCCAUUAAAUUCUCCCUUUGGGACUGUACUAGAUAUAUCUCUUUGAUCCCUUUUCCAAGUUUAAACAGCCUUUGAACUAUAAGUAUAACAACAAUGUAGAAUACAUUAAACUGAAGAAAUGCCAGGUUGUUGGCCUUGAUUUCUCAAGGUUAGUCUCUUACCAGUAUUUUGGCUUCGGUGUAGUGUAGUGAAGGUGGUGUGUUUUGUUUUGUUUUUUGCUGAGAUCAGGAUAUGGUCUCAAUUUUGCACUCCAAGGUGUGUAAGCAUAGGUUUCUCUUUUGUAACUUGUUUUUGCCUUAGAGAGUUUAUGAUACUAAUCAAAAUCAAUAUGCCUUCCAUUAAGUGCUUUCCUUUAUUCACUCAGUGUAAAGGGAUAAAUGUUUUUCUGCUAAGAAAGAAGCAGGACACAUUCAUAUCCUUCUGAAUAUUGGGCUGCUUUUCUUCAUCCUCUCAUAAUCAAAGAGUAAUAUUCAUUUUUUAAAAAAAUGGGUCCGUAAAGCACCAUGUACACUGAUAAUGAAAACCAUGUACACAGAUAACAAAAAUGGCUAGCAUAUCCACAUCACAUAGGCUGUGAUUCUUCAGUGGGUGGUUUCAAUCCUGCUCCAAUACAGUGGAUCUGUGCAGGCUGUGCCUCUUUGGCUUAUGUGCUCUGAUGUCACAGAUGGAAUGGGCAGGCUUGGGCCAGGAAGCUGGGUGUCACUGAAGGUCUGAGAGUUGAAACUUUCGUUGAACUAUGUAAAUACUACCUAUAUGCCAUGGCUUUUCAUUGAGUGGCUGUGGAGCCUUUAGUUAAAGAAUCCCUGGUCAUAUGCAGACUGCACUUUCUGCUUAUGGUGCAUGUGUGAUAGAAACUUAGCAUAUCCAAGGUCUUUUUUGUGCAAGUGAUUUUACUUUGACAUGCAAUAGCUAGCUUUCCAUCCUUAUACAGAUACGCAAUUCUAUAAGCUUGAUUUCUUCUUCAGAUGUGAAGAUCAAUGGGGGUAGUAAUUUUUCAGUGGAGAAACACCAACACAGCACUAGGGGCAUCCAGACUUCUAGCAUUCCACACCAUGAUGGAAGCGCUUUCCAUGAACAGAAGGCGCUUCCAUUGACCAUGCACCACUCUGACAAAAGUUUGGAUGCUGCCCACUGGCUACAGCAAGUAACAUUCUAGCAUGUAACAUUCCAGUUCUUGGUUACAUUGGUUACAGCAAGUAACCAACCAACAUUGGUUACAUUGGUUACAGCAAGUAACCAACUAGCAUGUAACAUUCCAGUUCACAAGAUGAAUAUGCUUCCUAAAUGUGCAUUCUCUGACUUUAAAGUGAAUUUCCACGUGCAUUGAAAGAUACAGGACCCAUUUAUGUAUUCAGUGCAAAUCACAGUAUUGUUUGGGGUUUAGUUUUACACAAAGCAAGCAGCUGUAGAUUAGUAUAUCACUGUAAAGACAACUUUGCACUUCUAGAGUCUUAAUUCUGCAUUUCAAGUACUGCAUAAUCCUUUAAAUAUCACAUGCUCUUUGGUUGUACUGAUAAAGAAUGAAAACAUACUUGGGCUUUAUUAAAAUGUUAAAACUG